UUCGUUGUCACCUGUCAGCUGUUAAUGGUAUGUUGACACAGUGUGAGUGUCUUCGUCAACUGUGUUCUUAGCAGUUUUAGGUUAUUUAAUAUUUUUGUAUAUUUUUAUAUUAUGUAUGAAAUCAAGUUAUAUUAAUUUAUUGUGAAAAUCAGAUUAUACGUAUAUUCUGCUAAAAUGGUUUUGAUGACUACGAUUGCACGUAUACACGAUGGAUUGCCACUAGCUGCUACUAUGCAGGAAGAUGAGCAGUCCGGACGAAAUAUUGUUGAGUACCAAAACCAAGCUAAAAUGCUCUUCAGGAAAUUGAAUGCCCAAAGCCCUCCCCAAUGUACUAUUGAAACAGGACCAUACUUUUUUCAUUACCUCAUAGAACGGGACGUGUGCUACCUUGUGCUGUGUGAGCGCAACUAUUCCAAACGGUUGGCAUUUCAAUACCUUGAGGAUAUAGCUCAAGAAUUUUAUUCGCAACAUGGUAAAAAAGUUAACACUGUAUCAAGACCAUAUUCGUUCAUUGAAUUUGACACUUAUAUACAGAAAGCAAAGAAAGUUUUCACUGACUCACGAGCACGUAGAAAUUUCAACAAUCUCAGCACAGAACUACAGGAUGUUCAGCGAAUAAUGGUCCAAAAUAUUGAUGAUGUUUUACAAAGAGGAACUGUUCUUUCAGAACUUGAUACCAAAGCACAAAAUCUGUCAAUACUUUCACAGAAAUACAAAAAGGAUGCUACGUACUUGAACAUGAAGUCAAUGUACAUGAAAGUAGCUGCGGGUGCUGUAGUCAUGUUUGUUUUUGUAAUGUAUUUUUGGAUACUUUGAACAGGUGAUUUCUAUUGAUCUGUCUUCAAGACAUAAAUAAUAAACAAAUUUUGCUCCAACUCCUAUGGAGUUGUUGAAAAUCAAGUCAACUAUAUUUUGGUCAUAUUUUAAUACCAGAGUAAAACAUGCUUGUGUAAGAAAAAUAUUAUCUGUCAAAUGUAUCAUAAAUAUUUGUGGAAAUUACAUUUAGUUUUAAACACCUUUUACACUUUUGUUCCAAAACUAUGUAAGAUAGAUUAAGUAGAAUAAUAUAAACUAUACUCUGUAUCUGUUAUGUACAUAAUAUUGAUAAAUGUUGUGUUUGUAAUUAAAUGGGAUGAGUAUGUUCUUAUUGAUUAA
Molecule: messenger RNA, 1155 nt
Organism: Homalodisca vitripennis (glassy-winged sharpshooter)
Lineage: Eukaryota; Metazoa; Arthropoda; Insecta; Hemiptera; Cicadellidae
Gene: Sec22
Product: vesicle-trafficking protein SEC22b
Exons: 5
Coding region: 175-816 (213 amino acids)
Biological process (GO): vesicle fusion with Golgi apparatus; endoplasmic reticulum to Golgi vesicle-mediated transport; retrograde vesicle-mediated transport, Golgi to endoplasmic reticulum
Cellular component (GO): Golgi membrane; endoplasmic reticulum-Golgi intermediate compartment; SNARE complex
Molecular function (GO): SNAP receptor activity
Source: RefSeq, a predicted model, not a curated record